AUGGGGCAGCUGGCUGCAGUGCUCUACUCUCGGCUCCCAACAGAAAAUCACAGGAUCCCCACACCCCUCAUUUUACACAGUGAGGAGUUUGAGAGGGGUUUGUGAGCUUGCUCAGGUCCAGGACCAGGCAGGCACACACAGAGAGGAAGAGUUGUGGGGGGGGGGGGGGGGGGGGGGAACCUUACUGUAGUAAUCAGGCCCCAUGCUGUCAUUAGACAGUUCUCAGAGGGGACUUUGGGGGAAAAACAAAACAACAAGCAGAAUGAAAGAGAGUGAAAUAACAUGAGAAUGGGCACAGACAUGAGCUCUGGUCCGACACCCAGGGGGAAAGUCCCACAUGGCUGUCAGCAUCCAUUUUACUCCCCUCAUUUCUAACAGUAUGGUAGAGGACUCAUGCCCCAGAAGUUUAGACCUCAUGUAACACUAAUCACACAAAGCAUAUGAUGAAAAAAAAGACCAAGGAAAGAUUUUCAUGAAUAAACAAAUACUUCAUUACAUAAUUUCAGAUAAUGAAACGACCCUCUACCUUCCAGUGUUUCUGAUGAAAUGUUUAAUAACUAUUCUGUACAUUUGGAUGUUCAUGCCAAGGUUGUUAUACAGUGGGGGAAAAAAGUAUUUAGUCAGCCACCAAUUGUGCAAGUUCUCCCACUUAAAAAGAUGAGAGAGGCCUGUAAUUUUCAUCAUAGGUACACGUCAACUAUGACAGACAAAAUGAGAAAGGAUUUUUAAUGAAUUUAUUUGCAAAUUAUGGUGGAGAAUAAGUAUUUGGUCACCUACAAACAAGCAAGAUUUCUGGCUCUCACAGACCUGUAAUUUCUUCUUUAAGAGGCUCCUCUGUCCUCCACUCGUUACCUGUAUUAAUGGCACCUGUUUGAACUUGUUAUCAGUAUGAAAGACACCUGUCCACAACCUCAAACAGUCACACUCCAAACUCCACUAUGGCCAAGACCAAAGAGCUGUCAAAGGACACCAGAAACAAAAUUGCAGACCUGCACCAGGCUGGGAAGACUGAAUCUGCAAUAGGUAAGCAGCUUGGUUUGAAGAAAUCAACUGUGGGAGCAAUUAUUAGGAAAUGGAAGACAUACAAGCCCACUGAUAAUCUCCCUCGAUCUGGGGCUCCACGCAAGAUCUCACCCCGUGGGGUCAAAAUGAUCACAAGAACGGUGAGCAAAAAUCCCAGAACCACACGGGGGGACCUAGUGAAUGACCUGCAGAGAGCUGGGACCAAAGUAACAAAGCCUACCAUCAGUAACACACUACGCCACCAGGGACUCAAAUCCUGCAGUGCCAGACGUGUCCCCCUGCUUAAGCCAGUACAUGUCCAGGCCCGUCUGAAGUGCAUUUGGAUGAUCCAGAAGAGGAUUGGGAGAAUGUCAUAUGGUCAGAUGAAACCAAAAUAGAACUUUUUGGUAAAAACUCAACUCGUAGUGUUUAGAGGACAAAGAAUGCUGAGUUGCAUCCAAAGAACACCAUACCUACUGUGAAGCAUGGGGGUGGAAACAUCAUGCUUUGGGGCUGUUUUUCUGCAAAGGGACCAGGACGAUUGAUCCGUGUAAAGGAAAGAAUGAAUGGGGCCAUGUAUCGUGAGAUUUUGAGUGAAAACCUCCUUCCAUCAGCAAGGGCAUUGAAGAUGAAACGUGGCUGGGUCUUUCAGCAUGACAAUGAUCACAAACACACCGCCCGGGCAACGAAGGAGUGGCUUCGUAAGAAGCAUUUCAAGGUCCUGGAGUGGCCUAGCCAGUCUCCAGAUCUCAACCCCAUAGAAAAUCUUUGGAGGGAGUUGAAAGUCCGUGUUGCCCAGCGACAGCCCCAAAACAUCACUGCUCUAGAGGAGAUCUGCAUGGAGGAAUGGGCCAAAAUACCAGCAACAGUGUGUGAAAACCUUGUGAAGACUUACAGAAAACGUUUGACCUGUGUCAUUGCCAACAAAGGGUAUAUAACAAAGUAUUGAGAAACUUUUGUUAUUGACCAAAUACUUAUUUUCCACCAUAAUUUGCAAAUAAAUUCAUUAAAAAUCCUACAAUGUGAUUUUCUGGAAAAAAAAAUCUCAUUUUGUCUGUCAUAGUUGACGUGUACCUAUGAUGAAAAUUACAGGCCUCUCUCAUCUUUUUAAGUGGGAGAACUUGCACAAUUGGUGGCUGACUAAAUACUUUUUUUCCCCACUGUAGUUUCAUAUUGUGUACAAAGAAUGUGGAUUUUAUUAACAAAAAUGUCCCUUUUCAUUCUUCUGCAGGAAUUGCUGGCACUCCAGUGAUCUUCAAUGUGAACGGAGAUGCCCCUGGUCGCUAUGAGAUCUAUCAGUACCAGAUAAAUCACAACACCACAGAGUACAAGAUCAUCGGCCACUGGGCAGACCAGCUCCAUUUAGAUGUAUGGAUAUUUCUCUCACUAUGACUUCCACUUGUUUAUUGCAUGGCACCCGUCAAGGUUUUCAGUAAUGUAAAUCCAAAUAAAUAACAUAUGCAGUUAGAAAUAGUGUCUGUGAAGGUUUGAGUUUAAGUUUAUUUUUUUGAGUUUAAGUUUAUUUUUACAGGGACAGUGCACAUUAAUCAACGUUUCAGUAAAAGUGCCGGUUUUAGCCAGCCGGCUAAUUUUCAACCGCAGUCCCUGGGCAGGUUAUUAAAAACAAUUACAAUAUAGACAAUAACAACAUAGAACAAGACAUAAUUUAUACAGUACAGAAAGGUUUAUACAGUACAGCAUAUUAUUUGGUGAAAAAAGAUGCACUGGCUAAAAACACGUCAUAUUAAACCAUGAUAUGAAUGUAUUAUUCAUUACUGUAUCCAUAGCAGUCUAUGCACCUUGCCUUGAGUUGGGUUGCUUUACCAUCUAAGUCAUGCAGGACCUGGGACUUAUCUAUUUCACAAUAGGGCAGUAGAUAUCAGGAGCCUACUGUGGGGUCACUGUUGCACACCCAUUCCAGUUUUACAAUUUUCAUAGAUUCCCCCCUAGCUGUUGCGAAAUGCAGGCCCAAGGAUAGCGAUAGUAAUAUUCACAAAACGCUAACAACCGUGUUGCCAUUCAGAGACUGUUUACUUAGCUGAUUCAGAUUCUAAACCAGGCCAUUUCAGGUAACCUUCAGGCAUCCAAAACAUAUGGUAAUAAACAAACUAAUGGCAAAAGGACAAGAGUGGUAUGCGGUAUUAAAUUAUGUAAGCGUUACCAUAUUACCACAUUUGCUCAUUCUACCUAAUUAGGUGGAAAGUGCCUUUUAAGCAAGGCUUAUGUGGCUGAGAAGAGGACAGAUACCGUAUGCAGUUUCCUGCUGAGUUACAUUAUAUACAAAAGUAUAUGGACACCUCUUUAAAUUAGUGGAUUCAGCUAUUUCAGCAACACCCGUUGCUGACAGGUGUAUAAAAUCGAGCAAACUGCCAUGCAAUCUCCAUAGACAAACAUUGGCAGUAGAAUGGCCUUACUGAAGAGCUCAGUGACUUUCAACGUGGCACCGUCAUAGGAUGCCACCUUUCCAACAAGUCAGUUCGUCAAAUUUCUGCCCUGCUAGAGCUGCCCCGGUCAACUGUAAGUGCUGUUACUGUGAAGUGGAAACAUCUAGCAGCAACAACGGCUCAGCCGCGAAGUGGUAGGCCACACAAGCUCACAGAACGGGACCGUUAAGUGCUGAAGCGUGCAGCGCAUAAAAAUCGUCUUUCGUCGGUUGCAACACUCACUACCGAGUUCCAAACUCCUUCUGGAAGCAACGUCAGCACAAGAACGGUUUGUCGGGAGCUUCAUGAAAUGGGUUUCCAUGGCCGAGCAGCCACACACAAGCCUAAGAUCACCAUGCACAAACGUGUUCUCUGGAGUGAUGAAUCACACUUCACCAUCUGGCAGUCCGACAGAUGAAUCUGGGUUUGGCGGAUGCCAGGAGAACGCUACCUGCCCGAAUGCAUAGUGGUGGAGGAGGAAUAAUGGUCUGGGGCUGUUUUUCAUGGUUCGGGCUAGGCCCCUUAGUUCCAGUGAAGUGAAAUCUUAACGCUACAGUAUACUAGACGAUUCUGUGCAGAAAUGGUUAGUCGAGAUCGGUCUGGAAGAACUUGACUGGCCUGCACAGAGCCCUGACCUCAACCCUAUCGAACACCUUUGGGAUGAAUUGGAACACCGACUGCGAGCCAGGCCUAAUCGCCCAACAUCAGUGCCCGACCUCACUCAUUCUCUUGUGACUGAAUGGAAGCAAGUCCCCAAAGCAAUGUUCCAACAUCUAGUGGAAAGCCUUCCCAGAAGAGUGGAGGCUGUUAUAGCAGCAAUGGGGGAACCAACUCCAUAUUAAUGUUGGAAUGAGAUGUUUGACGAGCAGGUGUCCACAUACAUUUGGUCAUCUAGUGUAUAAUCUAUGAAGAAGGCUGUAUUCUAUGCUUUCAGAUAAGAACAGCUUUCAAAGCAAUGACUUUGUGAUUUAUUUUAUUUUAUUUUUUUAAUGGUCCUUAAAAACAGAUAUCUUUCAUCCCACCCUCCUCGUGUUUUUGGUUUUGAGAGUUUUUGGAUUUAUUCUAAUCCACUAAAAGUUAAUUGAAUUGUGCCCUCAUGCAUAUGUAAUAUUUAUUUUUAAUAUUCAAAAACAUAAACAAGAUAGUUGCGGCCACACAAUGUGAUCAGUGUUAACUUUAACAGGCAGUGGGUACGUCUACAUUUUGGCCAAUUGUAUUCCUGAAUGCCGGUCAUUGACCUAAUGCAAAGCCAACACUUCUUGUCCCUUCAAAAGAGUUUACCCUUCUAAAUUCAUUCAAUUCAUUUACUAUCUAUUAAGUCAUCUAUUAAUAGCUAUUAAUUAAUAUAUUAAUAACAAGAAAGUGAUAUUUCUCCAUUUCUAUUUUAGAUUUAAGAUUAUAAAAUAGUCACAAAAAGUAUAGUUUUAUUGACCUAUUGAUGAACUGCUGUUAAUGUAAAUGGCUAGCUAAUUUAUAUAUCCUAGAUCCCUAGUUAACCAUUGGUAAUCUGAACAUAGUAAACUACAUCAUUUCUGAAGAGGUGUCAUUUCAGAAUGAGGGCUGCUGUAGCUCUGCUGGUGUUGUUGUUCUGUCUGUCGAGGGCAUGAGCACAGGAAAGGAGGAGAGUGGAGGGGUCAGAGAAUGACAUCAUUCAACAGAGUGACAAUGAAGAGGUAGAGAGCAGGGUGAGAGAUUCAGAUUAAGAGCCAAAGGCCUGAGGAUACAGAGACGACCCACAACUGACUGGCCAGGCCACCACACACACCCCUGCAGUACACUCCUCUCCCCGCCCCCUUCCCCUCCCUGCAUUCCUGCCAUGUACUCAAUCACACACCUAAAAUUUAGGGAAGAUCUAGGUGUCUCAGAGUAGCAUUGCUGAUCUAAUAUUACUGUUCAGGUCCCCCUUUUCCAUGUAAUUAGCAGAUUCAGAACUGUUCAGCACUGAGGAGGGGUCCCCUGAUUGAGUUAUCAUUAUGGGAAAAGGCCCAUUUAAUAAAUGAUUCUGUAUUCUUUAUGGUUAUAUUGCAUUUUGCCCACCCACCCACAAGCCGUCAAAUCCUUGCUUCUUCCUUCCUUGUUUCCUUCAUUCCUAUCAAAACAUUUUACUAGCUGUCAAAUCCUUUUUUCUUCUGUGAAGAAAAAGUGCUUUGAGAGGGAGGUAAGGAAUGAAGGAAACAAGGACAGAAGAAAAAAGGAUUUGACAGCUAGUAAAAUGUUUUGAUAGGGAGGGAGGGAGUAGCCACAAUACCUAGCAAGGUUAUUAUAGUUUUGUGUUUUGAUAUUAGUUUUUUUUAUUAUUAGUUUUUUGCUAUUAUUACUUUUAGUUUCAGUUAGUUUUUAGACCUGAUUUGCUCAUUUUCAUUUUGUUUUAUUUAUAAAAAAGAAUCUGUCUAUUUCGUUUUUUAUAUUAUUUUGUUUAGAUUGUAGUUUUAGUGUUAGGGACAGAAAACAUGUGUGGGAGGCUAGGACCCAUUUGUGUUGUAUUGAUUUUGUGUGGUUUUUUGGGAUGUUACUUCUUGCCACUGGGGGACAGUAAUACUGGGUCAGGUCAUAGUUUAGGUUUAAAUUAUAAAGUUAAUCUCAAUGUCACUUGGGUUUAAAAGGAAUAGGGUUAAUUUAAAGCUAGAAUCCUUAGUUUCUGUAUCCAUUUUUUUUUUACUUAUACAUUAAUUAUAUAUACCCAUUGACUCUUAAAGAGUAUAAUUUAUAAAUGCCUCAUGAGCUCAUACCCCAUCAUAACCCAAAAUAAAAGCCUUUUUCCCUCCAAUGUUUGAAAACAAUGUAAAUGUAAACAAACACUCAAAACAUGGUUAAAACUAUCAUUUUAAUAUAAUGGAUGGUCAGUCCUUGCAGCCACACCUCUGUCUAUGAAUUUGAGAGUGAUAACAUUUCUACAGGCCCAUCCCUCAGCUUUUUACAAAAAUAAUCAAGUUAGCUACAGAUCUUAAUUUGAGUUAGCAGGAAAAUAAUCCUGCACCAACAGGAAAUUUGAAUUAUUAUGUGGAUUAUAAUUAAUGGACAUGUUUGUAGGGGGUGAUACAAAAUCAAGUCAGAAAUUUCAAAAGGGGAAAUUACAAACUUCAGAAGCCUUUUUAAACCUCAAAUACACUACAAGUUUUUAAUUUCCUGCAUUGCAGGAAAGUUAUCCUGCAACAGAAUGUUAAAAUGAAGAUCUACAUCUGCACCCAGACGAGUGUACUGCAGGUGUGUGUGUGGUGGCCUUGCCAGCCUUGGGCUCUUAAUCUGAAUCUCUCACCCUGCUCUCUACCUCGUCAUUGUCACUCUGUUGAAUGAUGUCAUUCUCUGACCCCUCCACUCUCCUCCUUUCCUGUGCUCAUGCCCUCGACAGACAGAACAACAACACCAGCAGAGCUACAGCAGCCCUCAUUCUGAAAUGACACCUCUUCAGCUCUUCAUUAAUGGGUCAAUAAACACUAUAAUUUUGUUUUAUAAUCUUAAAUCUAAAAUAGAAAUGGAGAAAUAUCACUUUAUCGUGCCAUUAAUGGAUGAAUGAAUAGCUAUUCAUAGAUUACUUAAUAUACUGAACAAAAAUAUAAACGCAACUUGCAACAAUUUCAAGAUUUUACUGAGUUACAGUUCAUAUAAGGAAAUCAGUCAAAUGAAAUACAUUCCUUAGGCCCUAAUCUAUGGAUUUCACAUGACUGGGCAGGGGUGCAGCCAUGGGUGGGCCUGGCUCCCACCCACUUGGGAGCCAGGCCCACCCACUGGGGAGCCAGGCCCACCCACUGGGGAGCUAGGCCCAGCCAAUCAGAAUGAGUUUAUCCCACAAAAGGGAUUUAUUAGAGACAGAAAUACUCCUCAGUUUCAUCAGCUGUCCGGGUGGCUGGUCUCAGACGAUCCCGUAGGUGAAGAAACCAGAUGUAGAGGUCCUGGGCUGGCAUGGUUACACGUGGUCUGUGGUUUUUAGUCCGGUUGGACGUACUGCCAAAUUCUCUAAAACAACAUUGGAGCGGCUUAUGGUAGAGAAAUGAACAUUCCAUUUUCUGGAGAAAUAUUGUAAUGGGAAUUUUCUAUCUGUGCAAAUACAAACAUCCUUUCAAAUCCAUAUCAUUAUUCCCUCUCUGCCUCUUAUCUUCAAGAUGUUUCACAAUAUUAUUCAGUACAUGUCAUUCUACUGGUAAUCUAAGCAUAUAAACUGUAAAUGCAUUAAUUUACAUGCAUUUAACACAUUUUUUAUCAUAUUUUAUUAAUAUUUGAUAUCAGUCCUCAUUUAAGUAGGCCUACCUUCCAUUUUUAGUAAAUGAAGCAGACGAUGUAAAUUCAUGUAUCAUUUUUUAGAUUAUUUAAAAAGUCUAAGCAAUAUCCAAUACAACAUUUGUUUACUCUAAUCGGGCAACUCAACCGGCUGGUUUAAGUCACGCAAACAAUUUAUUUAUUUUUUGGGUGUGCCAGUUAAAGGCUUAAUUACUGUUUUAUUUGCAUAAUAUAAACUUUUCGAUAAGUGCGAAUGUUAAUCUAAGUUUUAAUCAAAUUUCAUUAGGCCUAUUCAAGGAAAAUAUCCAUUCAGAAAGUACACUAUGUAACAGUCACAGACAGUCAGAUAACUCCCCCUCUCCUUCACCUUUUCUCCACCAGACUAAGGAGAUGCGGUGGCCUGGAGGGACAUGGCAGGUACCCCAGUCUAUCUGCAGCCAGCCCUGUCAUCCUGGGGAGAGGAAGAAAACAGUGAAGGGUGUCCCCUGCUGUUGGCACUGUGAGCGCUGUGAUGGCUACCAGUACCAGGCCGACACCUACAACUGUAAGAUGUGCCGCUUUGACCUGCGGCCCAACAAGAACCACACGGCCUGCGAGGCCAUCCCGAUCGUCAAGCUGGAGUGGAGCUCCCCCUGGGCCGUCAUCCCCGUCCUCAUCGCUGUGCUGGGCAUCAUGGCCACCAUGUUUGUGGUGGCCACCUUCAUCCGCUACAACGACACGCCUAUUGUGAAGGCGUCAGGGCGCGAACUCAGCUAUGUGCUGCUGACAGGCAUCUUCCUGUGCUACGCCACCACCUUCCUCAUGAUCUCAGCACCUGACGUUGGAAUCUGUUCCCUCCGACGGAUCUUCCUAGGUCUGGGGAUGAGUAUUAGCUAUGCAGCGCUGCUCACCAAGACCAACCGUAUCUAUCGCAUCUUUGAGCAGGGCAAGAUGUCAGUGAGCGCCCCCAGGUUCAUCUCCCCGGCCUCCCAGCUGGUCAUCACCUUCAGCCUGAUCUCAGUGCAGCUCCUGGGGGUGUGCAUCUGGUUCGGUGUGGACCCAUCUCAGGCUAUCAUCGACUAUGAGGACCAGCGCACGUCCAACCCGGACAUGGCCCGUGGCGUGCUCAAAUGUGACAUCUCAGACCUUUCUCUGAUCUGCCUGCUUGGCUUCAGCAUGCUGCUCAUGGUCACCUGUACGGUGUAUGCCAUCAAGACCCGGGGGGUGCCAGAGACCUUCAAUGAGGCCAAGCCCAUCGGCUUCACCAUGUACACCACCUGUAUCGUCUGGCUGGCCUUCAUACCCAUCUUCUUUGGGACUUCACAGUCAACAGAAAAGGUAAAUGUUUAUUUUAACAAUUUAACUCUUGGUAAUGAUGCUUUUAAAUGCAAUACCUAUUAAUUCAUAAUAAUCACAUUUUAAAUGUUUUGUUGUUGAACUUUAGUCAUAUUAUGAUAGGAACAUUUUAUUUUCAUUAUGCAUCUGUUUAAAACAAUAAAUUAUGAAAGAAUUUAGUUAUUAGCCAUUACUCAUACUAUCCUGUUUUGAGGAAUUUUCCAAUGUUGGCCGAUUGAACUAGCUUGUAAAACUAGCUUGUAAGUGGUGAGCACCACCAGGACAAGCAAAUUAAAUUCACUGGUGUAUGCCGAGGAUUUCUCAAGUCUGUCCUAGAGCAGAUGCCAUUGAAGCUAAUCACAGAAAGGAAAAAACAGCAUGUGAUCCUCCUAGAACAGAGCAAAGCUGGUGCACAACCCCCUUGUCUUGAAAAAUAAAACACAUUCGUAGGUUUUGAUAUUAUGCUUAAUGUGUACAAUUUUAUUUAGGCCUCCGUUGGGUAACAUAACUGUACUGUCUAUAUUGAGGACUAUCGCUGUAGGAAACAAAGCAGCCAUUGAACGUCCCAUACAGUAAUAGUCCAAUUACUGAGGUAAGCUGUUUAGGAAGGUCAAUGGGCAAUACAAAGCAAAACGUGGCCAUCUUUACGAUGGUGAGAGCUGCAUGGUAAUUGCUGUUAUUUUCGAAGAAAAGCAUACAAUCAUGUUAACAUAAUUAUACACCCCGGGGGGACAGUUUUGUCCGAGCACAAGACAUGUGAUACAUCGGAGUGAGACCUGCAGUCUUGUACACCCACAGAGGUUAGCAAUGGCAGCAUGUCUGUCUUCUAUUGGCAGGUUGACAUUUAUUGUCAUGAAUAUUGCCCUGGAGGCAGAACUGAGGGAUUUCUGCUAGAUGGGCCAAGCCGCAAAGUCAUAAUUUAAUUUAAGGUUAGGGUUAGGCAUUAGGUUAAGCAGUGUGGUUAAGGUUAGGGUUAAGGUUAGGGUUAGGUUUAAAAUAUGAUUUUAUGACUUUGUGGCUGUGCUAGCUAGGGACCACUCUGCAGAGCUGCCUCCAGAAUAAGAUUCAUGACGAAAAAUUCUAGCCUGCCUUCUAUUGGUUGUGAUUAUUGUUUACAGUGUACAUUGGGGAUACAUUACUUCACCUUAAUUUAUCAGCCCACACAAUUUAGAUUUGUAGGCAAUCGUUUGAGGAUAUAGAGUGCCAAACUCCCAGGGAACUCCAAUUGAAAAUGCAAAUGUAUUUUGGAUCUCCUGCUGUGGAUGUUUUGGUUAUAGAGAUACGUUCUGAAUCAUGUGAACAACUAGCUCUAAUUGAGUCACCUUGCAACCACCUGGAAGGGGUCUUGUUACAUAACAAGGCUCUUGUUAAAUUUUUUCCCUUGAGGUCCCCACAACGGCCCUUUUUUUUCCUCGAGGCCACCACACCAACCCAUUAUCAUUUUGCGCAUAAAAAACCCAAGUUAGACAGGCCCACUGGGCAAAAAAUGGACCAGCCCAUCUGGCAUUUGCACGAAAUGCCAAAUGACCAGUUCGCCCCUGCUCCUGGUUGACUGGCAGCAGGAGUAGAGUCAGCCCAGGAGGUGGUAGGUGGCAGCAGUAGACUGGCAGGUAGCGAUAGGGCUCUGUUAAUUGUGCCAUUGUCUCCUGGUUGAAAGGAGGGUGGCAUAGCACCAAGCUCUCUUCUGUGUUUGAUAAGGAGGACAAUGCAGCUGAUUGGCAGGGUUGUCAGAACAGGGCUAAUCAUGCAUGACGAUAUGCCAUGCUCUGCCAAUCUGGGAUGUUUAACUUCUAUGUAGAGACAAUGGAGAGCAUGGCUUUACAUUGCUAUGGCCAUACACAUGACAUAAAGCUUAAAGAGCAACUAUAAGAGUUGCAUAAUGUAUUCUUAAAAAAAAAAGCUUUUUAAAGGCUAUCCAAUGGUUUCUUCAAAGUUUGAUAAAAAGGGAGGCACUGCAGCAAAGAGGGAAAGAGGUGUAAUGCAGUAUGUUCUGUAUUGUACUGUGGAAGCAGAUGAUAAAUGCUCAUUAAAGCACAAAAUAGCCUUAAAAUAUAUUCCUUAUCUUGUCUUACUUCAAAGGAAGCUUUUGCUGGCUUUCAACCACCGCAAACGGCAAUAAGUAAUGACUAACAUCUCGAGCAUUUUCGCUGCAAUUAACAAACCCCAGCCAAUGGGAAUACAGAAAUAUAAAAAAGCGAAUCUUAUUAAUGCAUUAAUGUUUAGAUGUUUUUAUCUGUUUGAAGGCGCUGCGUGAGGAUUGUCGCUGUGAUAUUAUGGACCCAGAUAAAUUUCUGGCACUUGGGAUAAUGCAGAGAAUUUGAAUUGUGGUGGUUCGAAGGGAGGGCCAGUUUCAUGAGGCAAUGACUACCCCCAUCUCACUUAAUGGUCCCUGGCACUGUCUGCCUUCCAGUGACGAAGGCGCUAGCAUGCACAGGGCCAGGGAUAGGGCCCUUUGGAUGGCACUGUAGCUGCAGUCAGGUGCAGGCAGUAAGCACAAGGCACGGCUGGUGAGAGUCCAUUAUGUUUGAUUGAUCCAACCCUGCAAUCCAAGUGCUGCAGCCCCAACUCCAACCAGGUCUGGCAAUUCCAUACAAAUAUGCAUAAUUUGAUCAUCAUAAACGGUAAGGCUUUUGUUUCUAAGGUAUUUCAUAAGGAUAAUAGGGUGCUCAUAUUUUUACCAUUUAAACCUAUACUACGAUGCGAAUGUAGUUACCUUACCACGUCUGGAAAGAAAGGCAGGGGCUGAAAUAGCAGCUGGCUGGAGGGAGCACAGAUUUGAUGCCUAAUCACUUUGGAGAGAAAGGUUUUUCUGCUCCUAGAACAGACAUAAUGGCUUCGCCUGCUGGAGUUUUCCUGCUGUGGCAAUGAGGCACAUUGGUGAUCAUAUCAGUUUGUCAAGGCGAAUCUAUCUGGACAAGGCCGAUGGACGGGGACAGGGGUCCUGGCCCCCCUCACAGAGUGACUCCACGCUGUACUCCGGAGGGGCAGCAAUAUUGUGCCGGGCUCACCUAGGGCCGUGUGUAAUCUUCUCAGGAGAUUACAUACUCCCCCUCAGUCCCCCUAUCACUCUUAUUUUUCUCAGGCAUCCUUUCUUCUCAAAGGACGUUUCUUUAGGGGCUUCAUAUACUGCAUACAGAACAGAUAUGUUAUGAUUCAGUAAUACAUUAUUUUAUUUAGUUAAGUCUUUGGGACAUAUGGCAAGCAGCACAACCUCUUUAAAUUUAUAUUAUUGGCUGACUGAAGUUAGAGGUGCAAAAACAGAGUGCCAAAGCAGCACUUUAACUAUUGUAAGAUUAGUUAUAGCUGUUGACAUUUUCAUGACAGAGGACCUGUCGGGUUAUUUCCUGUUGCCAUACCACUCAGUCACUCAUGAUGUCUGCAAAUGUAAUGUCAGUCUCCACCUCAGGCAAAUCUGUUAGCGAGGUGGCUGGGAGCUGUGUUUCCAAUUUACACCCUGCUCACUUCUUUCAUCAGUCCCGGAAUAGCUCAGCAACCCUAUCCCAAAGGGAGAUGGAAUUAUGUUCAAAAUAAGAAGUUGUUAACGAAAAGUAUUUUGCAUUUCUGUAGGAGGAUAUCCCUGAUACAGUGAGGGAAAACAGUAUUUGAUCCCCUGCUGAUUUUGUACGUUUGCCCACUGACAAAGAAAUUAUCAGUCUAUAAUUUUUAUGAUAGGUUUAUUUGAACAGUGAGAGACAGAAUAACAACAAAAAAAUCCAGAAAAACGCAUGUCACAAAUGUUAUAAAUUGAUUUGCAUUUUAAUGAGGGAAAUAAGUAUUUGACCCCCUCUCAAUCAGAAAGAUUUCUGGCUCCCAGGUGUCUUUUAUACAGGUAACGAGCUGAGAUUAGGAGCACACUCUUAAAGGGAGUGCUCCUAAUCUCAGUUUGUUAUCUGUAUAAAAGACACCUGUCCACAGAAGCAAUCAAUCAGAUUCCAAACUCUCCACCAUGGCCAAGACCAAAGAGCUCUCCAAGGAUGUCAGGGACAAGAUUGUAGACCUACACAAGGCUGGAAUGGGCUACAAGACCAUCGCCAAGCAGCUUGGUGAGAAGGUGACAACACUUGGUGUGAUUAUUCGCAAAUGGAAGAAACACAAAAUAACUGUCAAUCUCCCUCGGCCUGGGGCUCAAUGCAAGAUCUCACCUCGUGGAGUUGCAAUGAUCAUGAGAAUGGUGAGGAAUCAGCCCAGAACUACACGGGAGGAUCUUGUCAAUGAUCUCAAGGCAGCUGGGAGCAUAGUCAUCAAGAAAACAAUUGGUAACACACUACGCCGUGAAGGACUGAAAUCCUGUAGUGCCCGCAAGGUCCCCCUGCUCAAGAAAGCACAUAUACAGGCCCGUCUGAAGUUUGCCUAUGAACAUCUGAAUGAUUCAGAGGAGAACUGGGUGCAAGUGUUGUGGUCAGAUGAGACCAAAACUGAGCUCUUUGGCAUUAACUCAACUCGCCGUGUUUGGAGGAGGAGGAAUGCUGCCUAUGACCCAAAGAACACCAUCCCCACUGUCAAACAUGGAGGUGGAAACAUUAUAUAUCAAAGGGAUGAUGGACGGGGCCAUGUACCGUCAAAUCUUGGGUGAGAACAUCCUUCCCUCAGCCAGGACAUUGAAAAUGGGUUGUGGAUGGGUAUUCCAGCAUGACAAUGACCCAAAACACACGGCCAAGGCAACAAAGGAGUGGCUCAUGAAGAAGCACAUUAAGGUCCUGGAGUGGCCUAGCCAGUCUCCAGACCUUAAUCCCAUAGAAAAUCUGUGGAGGGAGCUGAAGGUUCGAGUUGCUAAACGUCAGCCUCAAAACCUUAAUGACUUGGAGAAGAUCUGAAAAGAGGAGUGGAACAAAAUCCCUCCUGAGAUGUGUGCAAACCUGGUGGCCAACUACAAGAAACGUCUGACCUCUGUGAUUGCCAACAAGGGUUUUGCCACCAAGUACUAAGUCAUGUUUUGCAGAGAGGUCAAAUACUUAUUUCCCUCAUUAAAAUGCAAAUCAAUUUAUAACAUUUUUGACAUGCGUUUUUCUAGAUUUUUUUGUUGUUAUUCUGUCUCUCACUGUUUAAAUAAACCUACCAUUAAAACUAUAGACUGAUCAUGUCUUUGUCAGUGGGCAAACGUACAAAAUCAGCAGGGGAUCAAAUACUAUUUUCCCUCACUGUAUAUGUUCACCACAGAGAGUACAUUUAUCUGAUGACAAUCUUCCAAUCUUCAACAUAUUAUCUUCUCUCUUUUUUGUGGAUACAGUUUUUUUUUAUUGAUGUUGUUGUUUUCUACUACCAUACUGAAUCAGCAGUACUGUCUAACAAUGCAACCAGAUGACCUAUAUGAUCUGACACAUUUAAUUCCAUUGAGAAUAUAAUAUAAUUUAUAUGGGAAAAGCACUCUCAGGCACACUCUUAGGCAUUGUAUUGAUGUUCUCAAGAUGUCUCUCUGUGAUCCUUGCAUGUAGCCAUGUUUUCAGAUCACAGCUGUCUUUACACUGAGUCGACUCCAACCCCUCUACCACAGCCCGGGACCCGAGGGCAAGACAUCUGUAGUACAGUCACUCAUUGGGAGGCCUCCUCCAUUAGUCACAUGUCAUAAACAAACAAAUAAACACACCAAUAAAAACACAAACAGGAGUUGAUGAAUAAUGCAAAGAGCACUUGACAACAGAGCAGUUUGCAUGUGUCCACUCCAUGUGUGUUAUUGCAUCUGAUGGUGGGUGUUUGAUAUUGCUGGAAGAUCUACUAGGAUACAUAAGUGCACUCGUACGUGUCUAAGUAAAGUUGUUUUUGUUCUAGUCUUGUAUAAACAAUGUAUAACUAGUACUAGACUGUAUUUUCACAAAGCCAAAGGUCUUUGCUGUCGGGGGGAACCAUAUCUUGAGUAGGUUACCCUCUUCUUACCCUCUUAAACUGGAUAAUUUCUAUCUUACCUUACCACAAUGUUUCUCUUUUUCUUCUCCAUCUCCCCCCUCUCCUUCACAGAUGUACAUCCAGACCACGACUCUGACCAUCUCUGUGAGCCUGAGUGCCUCUGUGUCUCUGGGGAUGCUCUACAUGCCCAAGGUCUAUGUGGUCCUUUUCCACCCGGAGCAGAACGUGCCCAAGCGCAAGCGAAGCCUCAAGGCUGUGGUCACCGCAGCCACCAUGUCCAACAAGUUCCCCACUAAGGGUGGCUUCCGGCCCAACGGAGAGGCCAAAUCUGAGCUGUGUGAAAGCCUGGAGACACAAGGUUAG
Messenger RNA from Coregonus sp. 'balchen', 15158 nucleotides. Lineage: Eukaryota; Metazoa; Chordata; Actinopteri; Salmoniformes; Salmonidae. The record is from the annotation of a GenBank genome assembly.